This is a messenger RNA of Anneissia japonica, 1647 nucleotides long. Its product is annotated as probable protein BRICK1-B. Gene Ontology annotation, cellular component: SCAR complex. NCBI's taxonomy places the organism in Eukaryota, Metazoa, Echinodermata, Crinoidea, Comatulida, Comatulidae. The record is from RefSeq and is a predicted model, not a curated record. The transcript is spliced from 3 exons. Gene Ontology annotation, molecular function: protein-containing complex binding. Gene Ontology annotation, biological process: cell motility; regulation of actin polymerization or depolymerization; actin filament organization. Bases 56 to 298 code for a protein of 80 amino acids.
UUGAGGGCGGCAAUUAUAUUUACACUAUCUUCCGGGAAGGAAAUUGACAACAAUAAUGGCACCUUCGAGGCAUCAAAACCAACAAACUGCAGUCCAAAAGCAGAUUCACGAAGACUGGGCAAAUCGAGAAUAUAUUGAAAUAAUUACAACAAGUAUCAAGAAAAUUGCCGACUUUUUGAAUUCAUUCGAUAUAUCAUGCCGUUCAAGACUGACACUAUUGAAUGAAAAAUUAACGUCUUUGGAGAGGAGGGUCGAAUACAUAGAAGCAAGGGUUACAAGGGGAGAUACUAUGAUCUGAUUGGUGGACAGUUUCACUUAAAAUGAUAUCAAUGUAAACCUCAUCACACAAGUGCUUACCUAUAAAGCAUGAAAUUACAAAUACAAGAUUAACUCACUUUUCAGGUGAAAAUAUUUGGACAACAACCUAAAUACACUUUUCACACUCACUAUUUUUUGCAAAUAGUAACAUUAGUAACAAGUUGUAACCAGGUUUUGCAGAAUUUGAAAGCAAAUCCUCGUAAAACAUUUCAAGAUACCCUGUGAUAUUUUGGGUGACGAAGCCUAAGUUAUUCAGUGUGCAUGUGUUCAUACUGCCACCAGACAACAAAAAAAACAAAUAAUGUACCUAAUGUAAUCCUAAUGUAAUCUAGGCUACCCUAGAUACCUUGUCCUACCCUACUAGAUAUCUAGGCCUACCCUAGACAUCUAUGCCUACCGCUAUUCUUCCAAGAUUUCUGCAUGGCUCGGAUUAUUGUGUGUGUGAAAUGAAAGUAUCUCGGUUGAUCAAAGUUGUUACGACUUGCUACUAAUUAUCAAAUGUUAAAACACUUUUUGUUAGUGCGAAAAGAGUGUAAGACUAUUGUAUAUGUGGCAAAGACAAGCCAAAUUAGUCACUCAUCGCAAAUCGAGUUUCAGAAAUACUGUAAUGGCCAAAACAUGUUGGAAUGUCAACAUUUUUGAAAUUUGUUUUAUUCCACAAAAUUAACCUUUCCUUACAUCAUGCUAUGAUAUUAUUUUCUCCAUUUUCAGUGUUAAAACAACAAAUCUUUCAAUUUGGUAAUGGUUCCUGCCGGAGAACCGUAAACUUCAAAGGCUGAUUUUUCAAAUAUUUUUUCAUAAACAGCUGUAUGUUUAAACUUCAUAACGAAAUGCCAGAUUUAAAUGAUUCUUUUACCAUUUUAUAGGUCUUAUUUUACUGUUUUAUAUAACACAUUAUUUUAUUACUAAAAAUUGAUCUUUCUGAGGUGUGAGUGACUUGUUUGGCUUGUCUUUGCCACAUAUUAUACUGCUCUGUAAUAUUAUUAUUUGUAAAUUAAUGUGUUGGUAAAUGUUUAUAUUUUGAUGAUACUCAUCAGGAAGUGUUGAUAUUGUUUUGAGUUAUAUUGUAAUAAAGUGAAGUUACUUUAGUCUCCCCUACAUAAUUGUGACAGGCUCUGGCAAAACCAACUGUUUGUAGGCAAAAUUCAAAAUUUAGAUAUUGGUGUUUCUAGAUUUUGCAUGAAUUCUUCUUUAAAGCAGUGUUUAUUCGAUGGAAAAUGGUUCAGUAUUAGCAAAGUUAUGAAUGUUUAAUUCAUUGGAUAUCAGCCAUGUAGGUUUUGAGAAAACAGCUUUCAAAGAUUCCAAAAUCAAUAGUUUAUUUUAUUAAGA